UCUAUUUGGUGCGGUCUAUCCCAGAUUGCCACAGUUUAGUUUUGACAGUUCUGUGGAAAGGAUUCUUAACUUGUGAAGAUGUUAACAUUUGUCAUAUUGUCCAGUCUACUGCUCGUUUACAGUGCCGGUGUUCCGACAGGCGAUUCUUCGAAUCCGGAUGUAGAUGCACAUUUAACUGCAGAUGAAGCCGAUCAAGUAGCCCAAUCGAUCAUCGAUGCUGGAUUGCAAGGAAUCGUUCUAUUGCGAGUUCGGUACGUCAUAGAGGACAUUGAUUCGUGCAACAUGGUGCAAACUAGUAUCUACGAAGUCCAGCUGCAAUCCACAAGUGAAACGUUCGAAAUUAGUAGCGAGAGCAACAUCACCGAUGCAACUAAUUGUAGAAACAAGCGAAAACUUCUGGAAGCUAUACAGCUCGGUGGCCUGAUCAGAGUUCAAAAUGUGGUGAAAAUCGAAGGUGACCAAAUACAACUGGAGAACAUCUCCGUCGAACAGUUUCGACUGGACAUGGAAAAGCUUGUUCCAGAGGAUUUUCGUAUAGUUGAUUCAAAGUUUUCUUAUCAAUUUGCAACCGAUGGAGAAGUAACAUCCGAUGCAGAAUUGAUCGAAAUGCGUGUGCGAAUGGUGAACACAGGCAAUGAAUACGUGGUUAAUACGAUCGGUGCAAUGGAGGUGUACGGGGCUAUGGCUCCGAGAGCAAGACCAUAUCCUCCGAAAGUUUUACUGUCACUUCUUGGUGGAGGCAGUUAUAAGAAAAUGAAGCGUAUAACAAAAACAUAAUUCCUAACUAGCGCAUCGUUAUUAGCAUUAGUCUGUGUGGGUUUGAUGAGUUAGGGUAGUUUACCUUAAUUUUUGAAUGUUACUGAAAUAAAUAAACUACUUAAUCCAAAGUU
This is a messenger RNA of Armigeres subalbatus, 890 nucleotides long. RefSeq lists its product as uncharacterized. The transcript is spliced from 3 exons. Lineage: Eukaryota; Metazoa; Arthropoda; Insecta; Diptera; Culicidae. The record is from RefSeq and is a predicted model, not a curated record. The coding region runs from base 79 to 777 and encodes 232 amino acids.